UAUUCGCCUUUUGACAGGAUAUGACUGGGUCGUAUGUAGGUGAGCUUUCAGUGGUGGCUCAGCCUUGUCUCUAUCGACGCUCUGGGUUCAGAAGUUCUUAUUUGCUCUUUUUCUUACAGAUUACAACUUCGGUGGCCUGCAGAUUCGUAGUGUGCUUAUCGGUCAAACUACGCUGUGGGAGGUGGUUUGAGAGGGAGAUCGUGUUGUAUCAGGAGGGUAGCAUCUUAGCUGGUUGAAGAGGUUGGGGGGUCUUGAUUGGGUAGAUAGGAGCAGGACGAUUCGUCGACCAUGACGACCAAAUUUAUGAGCAACAUGUCGAGGACAUUCUCGAACAGUGGGUUCUCUAGGACUUACUCCAGUGCACCGAAGCCGUUCCACUUCACGAAGCUUCAUCAGGCCAACAUGAGCCCCUUGCCCCCGCCGGCAACUCAAAAACCUAAAAAGGAUAAUAGCACCUGCUGGGCUAUCUUUUGUUGUUGCUUCACUGGAUGUAUCUCGAUGCUUAUCACGGCCGCGAUCGUCUUGGGAAUUACGGCACUGAUUAUCUGGCUAGUGCUGCGGCCCGUCCACAUGCCGCGGUACAAUAUUCAGGACGUUAACGUCGUCAGAUUCGCUUACAAUUCUGUUCCGCGCACCCUUGAUUCCGAAGUCAGGUACGUAGUUAAUGCCAACAACCCGAAUGGCAAGAUCGGUAUCAGAUAUGAGACUAUUACCAUCGAUACCGUUUAUAUGACCCAGAAUUUGAAUCAGCAUUCCAUUCCCGGGUUCUACCAUGGUCACCGUAACGUCACGUUGAAGCCGGCUAGUUUCUCCACAACUGGAUUGCCCUUGGAUCCUGGAACAGGUGCCAUCCUUGAAGGGCAUAUUGCUACAGGGGACGUUCCAUUGGUCAUGCGCGUCCGUGUUAAAUUCAACCUCAAGAUAGGUGCGAUCACGACUCCAACCUUUACCGUGAAGGUCAACUGCAAUGUGCACAUCAAGCCGCCAAUCGGAACUACUCCCGCUUCGGUGCUUGGUUCCCCGACCUGCAAGAGGGUUUGAACAAGAUGUUGGCUUUAACUGAUCUCCAUAGAUUGCCUUUUUCUCUAGCUGCUUACUUCUCGAGCCCUAACUUCACAUCUCAGCAAGCUCCUGUUGUAGCACAAAUGGACCUUUCUGUGAAUCGCAACCAUCAGGAUAUUCAGCAGUACCUACCAGAGCAGCAAGUUGUUUUAGAACCAAGGGAGGGGGUGGGAGAUUUACAGAGCUUGUCCCUCAUUCUCUCACGGUGGGCUUUAAGGUUAGGCACUUUGAAGAGUCUAGAAUGUGGCCACUCUUUGUAUACUAGUAUGAUGUACAUUCCGCAUCUUCGCUCAUGCAGAGGCAACAGCUGCACGAGUUAUUGGAUUCUACUUUGGUACUAGGUUCUGAAAGGCAAUUGUUUUAGUGUUGGAAGCCAUGACAUCGUGUGUAUGAGUGCUUCAGUUUUUCAUGAUCUUGUCAUUGUGGAACGGUGGCUAAACCAAGCAAUUGUGAAUACCUUGCACUCCAGGCCCCUUUAGAUGACUUCA
Molecule: messenger RNA, 1550 nt
Organism: Physcomitrium patens
Lineage: Eukaryota; Viridiplantae; Streptophyta; Bryopsida; Funariales; Funariaceae
Product: NDR1/HIN1-like protein 1
Biological process (GO): defense response to other organism
Cellular component (GO): plasma membrane
Source: RefSeq, a predicted model, not a curated record